CACACAGAAAGGGAUGUCUUCAUCGUCACCCGGGAUGGAACGGACCUGCCCGUUCGGGAGGUGCUGAGAACCGCAGGGUCCCUCCAACGCCCACAGCAGCCAACAUGACUUGACUGCCCCCAUCCCACUCGGUGCCUACUCUCCAGGAGCCCCCACCCUUUCCGUGUGCGCGCGCAGGAGCCAGCGAGCCGGGGAGCUGUGCGCUCGGCAGCCUGCGGGCGGCGGCCGAUAGGCUCGCGGGGAGUGGGUGGCCAGGGGCGGCGGCGGCGGCAGCGGAGGAGCUAGCGCUGCAGCUUGUCCCCUCGGGCCGCGCCCCGCCGCCACCUGCGCGUCUCCCCUUCACCUCCCCCGGCGCCCGGACUCUCCAGUGCCGUGGCGUGUGGGCUCUCGGUGCCGCAGCAGCGGUAUCUCUGCGUCCGACAAUUAGGAGACUCGGCGUUUGGUUCCUAGGGGCGCGGGACGAGCGGCGCUGCCCGUUCCGGCGAGCGCAGGGUGCGCCGCGCGAGUCCCUCCCGCCGUGCUCCCCGCGACGUUUUCGGAGGGGGUAGAGAACUGCUGUGACUUUUAAGGUCGGACUCCUCCUUCCGGCCAGCCUCCUGACGCGCCAGCCCGUAGAGAGGCCAGUGUGACCGGCAGGCCCCGAAGGCUCACGGCGUGGUGUUAGGACUUGGAACGUGUCCCGGAGCCCGCAGCUCAGUGUGCGCUGGUUAGUUUGGAGCGGGGUCGUGUGUCCCCGGGCGAGAGGGGCGGAAAGGACGUCGCGCUGUGCCCCGUCACCCACCCCCUAGUGUUGUCCCCACUUUGAGAGUAAUUGAGACUUGAGUGUGACUGCGGAGCCGCGAGGAUGCGGGUGCCGGGCGCGGGCUUUCCUUCCCUCUGCCCGGACUGAUGGGGCGGGUUGGUGAGCGGAACAAAGGAGCCCGCCCUGGGGAGUGGGUCCUAGGCUGAAGACCACGGGUCGCGCGUCGAGACGGCUGCCUGCGGACUAGGGUGGUUCACUCUCCCGCGUGCGGGCGACAAACCCCGAGUAGGGCACCUGCGCGCCGCGCUCACCCAGGCGCCGGGGCAGCCCCGCCUGCUGGCCCGCUGGCCCCAGAGGUCCGCUGCUCCCGCAGCCCCACUCCUGGCGGCCUGAGGUCCAGCGGCGAACCACUUGCUGGUGCGGAAGAGAGGCCCCGGUACCCCGGACCCUUCACGGAGAAGCCAAGGCACCUGGAAGGGGCUGCGCGCCGUGGAGUAAGCAGGCAUCUUUGGGGACACUUCUACAGACCCAGGGCUUCCAUGCGAGCGAUUUUGCUCUCCCCCUGAGCGCCUUGUUAUCUCAACCGUCUCGGCUGCCAGAGCAUCGCGCCGUAGGGCCGGGAGCGACUGGAAUUCUCGCCGGUCCUCCGGAGUGUGAGGCUCGCACGGCCCCGGCUGCCCCGCGCCUCGCCGGAGCCGGAAAGGGCGCGGGUCCGGGGAGAGGGCCGGCCGGGCGUGUUUGAUGGCUUCACUGAGAAGAGUCAAAGUGCUGUUGGUGUUGAACUUGAUAGCGGUGGCCGGCUUCGUGCUCUUUCUGGCCAAGUGCCGGCCCAUCGCGGUGCGCAGCGGAGACGCCUUCCACGAGAUUCGGCCGCGCGCGGAGGCGACCAACCUCAGCGCGCACAGCGCCAGCCCCAUCCAAGAUGCGGUCCUGAAGCGCUUGUCGCUGCUGGAGGACAUCGUCUACCGGCAACUGAAUGGCUUAUCCAAAUCCCUUGGGCUCAUUGAAGGUUAUGGUGGGCGGGGCAAAGGGGGCCUUCCUGCUACCCUUUCCCCGGCUGAAGAGGAAAAAGCCAAGGGACCCCAUGAGAAAUAUGGCUACAAUUCCUACCUCAGUGAAAAAAUCUCACUGGAUCGUUCCAUUCCGGAUUAUCGACCCACCAAGUGUAAGGAGUUGAAGUACUCCAAGGAGCUUCCCCAGAUAUCCAUCAUAUUUAUCUUUGUGAAUGAGGCCCUGUCGGUGAUCCUGCGGUCAGUCCACAGCGCUGUCAACCACACGCCGACACACCUGCUGAAGGAGAUCAUCCUGGUGGAUGACAACAGUGACGAAGAGGAGCUGAAAGCCCCCCUGGAGGAGUAUGUGCACAAACGCUACCCAGGGCUGGUGAAGGUGGUGCGCAAUCAAAAAAGAGAGGGCCUGAUCCGAGCACGAAUCGAGGGCUGGAAGGCCGCCACUGGCCAGGUCACUGGCUUCUUUGAUGCCCACGUGGAAUUCACUGCUGGCUGGGCCGAGCCGGUUCUUUCCCGAAUCCAGGAGAACCGGAAGCGGGUGAUCCUCCCGUCCAUCGACAACAUCAAACAGGACACCUUUGAGGUGCAGCGGUACGAGAACUCGGCCCAUGGGUACAGCUGGGAGCUGUGGUGCAUGUACAUCAGUCCCCCGAAAGACUGGUGGGACGCCGGAGACCCUUCUCUCCCCAUCAGGACACCAGCCAUGAUUGGCUGCUCCUUCGUGGUCAACAGGAAGUUCUUUGGUGAAAUCGGUCUUCUGGACCCUGGGAUGGAUGUAUAUGGAGGAGAAAAUAUUGAACUUGGAAUCAAGGUAUGGCUCUGCGGGGGCAGCAUGGAGGUCCUGCCUUGCUCACGGGUGGCCCACAUUGAGCGAAAGAAGAAGCCCUACAACAGCAACAUUGGCUUCUACACCAAGAGGAAUGCUCUCCGGGUGGCUGAGGUCUGGAUGGACGAUUACAAGUCUCAUGUGUACAUAGCGUGGAAUCUGCCGCUGGAGAAUCCAGGAAUUGACAUAGGUGAUGUCUCUGAAAGAAGAGCCUUAAGGAAAAGUUUAAAGUGUAAGAAUUUCCAGUGGUACCUGGAUCACGUUUACCCAGAAAUGAGAAGAUACAAUAACACCAUUGCCUAUGGGGAGCUUCGCAACAACAAAGCAAAAGAUGUCUGCUUGGACCAGGGCCCGCUGGAGAACCACACAGCAAUACUAUACCCAUGCCAUGGCUGGGGACCCCAGCUCGCCCGCUAUACCAAGGAAGGCUUUCUGCACUUGGGAGCCCUGGGGACCACCACGCUCCUCCCUGACACCCGCUGCCUAGUAGACAACUCCAAGAGUCGCUUGCCCCAACUGCUUGACUGUGACAAGGUCAAGAGCAGCCUGUACAAGCGGUGGACCUUCAUCCAGAAUGGAGCCAUCAUGAAUAAGGGCACAGGGCGCUGUCUGGAGGUGGAGAACCGUGGCCUGGCUGGCAUCGACCUCAUCCUCCGCAGCUGCACAGGACAGAGGUGGACGAUUAAGAAUUCCAUCAAGUAGUGGGAAGGAGCUGGGGACCCCAGAGCCUGGCUUCCUGGGACAGUGUCUGCCUGUGUUCUGGACCAGCCACACUGGUGGAGAGACAGCUGGGAGCCAGCAGGUGCUUGUGGGUGUCCGGGGCUUCUCCAGGGCAGCAUGGGGGCCCCAGAUGGAGACGUUGUGUCCACAUCAGGCACUCAGCUUCCAUGAGGCUCCUGGACCCUGGGAAAGCACCCCCCACCCACCCCUUCACUGGGAACCCAGGAGCUGUGUCUUCUGCAGCCCAGAUGUGAACCUGGUACCAAGGAGUGAAACAUCCACAUCUCCUUUGUCAUCUCCCCACCCACCAUCAGGACUGGACUGGCAGGGGCCUCUCCUCUUUCUCACUUCUUACAGCAGCAGCUUCUGAAUUCCACCCUAGCCCUCAACAAAGUUGGGGGCUGCAGGUCUCAGCCACAUCCUAGAUCCCCCCAUUUCAGAGGAGGCAGUGAGGCCUUGAGACUCAGUUUUCCCUGAAGUCACUUCUGCCCAGAUGUCCAUUCAUAACCAAGGUAGCCUCCACCCCAAACUUUUCCAUUAGGUGGUGUGUGGCUUUAGCUCUGGGUUUUUCCAGACUCUCCCUGAGCUGGCCUGUAAGAAGCUGACGCUUCAUAGUCACCUGGGCAUUAGUAGGUUCCUGUGCUCCCAGGACAGUUCUUCUGCCUGGGUCUGGAGGGAGCUGAAACAGACGUAGGCUGAGCACACAGGGUGGCCCGAGCUGUGCAAGGUCCCCCAGGCUGGAGUCAGGCAGUGCAGCUCUGCCUGCUAAGGACCAGGAUCCCUGACUCAUGGAGGCCACUGCAGGGGGCUCAGCAAGGGCCCUCCACCUGGAGCCUAGGGACUGGAACCAGCACAGCAAAGGGGGCCAGGGCCCUCAAGGAUGCUCUGUGCUCAUUUCAUUUCAGCCCAUGCUCUGUUGGCUGACAGGGGAGAAGGCAGUCGAUUCCUCUCUGAAGAGUAAUAAUUUUUUUUCGAUUGCCCUCUGGUUAGGGUGCACUUAUAAAUCAGAGUUAAUAUAUGGAUGUGUGUGCAUGCAUCUGAGUGUGUGCGCUAGUGUGUGUGUGGCAGGGCGUGUGUGGCUGCAUGUGCGUGCAUGCAUGUGUGACACCACGUGGCGUGUGUGUCUGGGUGUAUGUCUGAGUGUGUGGUAGAGUAGGUAUGGAAGUGUGGCUUCAGGCUUUCCACUUCAUUGCUUGCCUGGAUCAGGACAAGGCUGCUGAGAAGAUUGGGGGGCUGGGGGGUGGCCAUAUAUCUGGAUGGAAGGAUGUGGCUGGGCCUUGCCCUGUGUGGUACUCUAGACAGAAUGCUGUGCUUCUGCCAGUUCCCAUCUCUCUCCCUCAUGCUGUCCCCAAAGACCAAGCCCUGCCCAGAACCAAACCCUAUAGUUGCCCAGUUUGGGGUUCAUAUGUUUCAUUUGGUGGCAUCUUGUUGGUGAUCGGCCCCCCCAUACCCCCCUUGUGAAAUAAACACACGUGAGCACUUCCCAAA
Messenger RNA from Phyllostomus discolor (pale spear-nosed bat), 4786 nucleotides. It is a transcript of the gene GALNT17, whose product is annotated as polypeptide N-acetylgalactosaminyltransferase 17. The coding region runs from base 1484 to 3280 and encodes 598 amino acids. The transcript is spliced from 11 exons. Gene Ontology annotation, cellular component: Golgi apparatus. The record is from RefSeq and is a predicted model, not a curated record. NCBI's taxonomy places the organism in Eukaryota, Metazoa, Chordata, Mammalia, Chiroptera, Phyllostomidae.